CGUGAGGGCAGCGGGGACCGCGGGGCAGAGCCCGGGCCGCGCUGCGAGCGCCGGUGGCCCGGCGUGGGGCGGCUCCCACCUCCCCCCGAGCGCGGCCCGCCGGGAGGAGGGAGCCCAGGAUCCCCCCUUCCUCCGCCUCCUCCUCCUCCUCCCGGCUUCGCCUCAGCCAUUGCCCCUCUCCGCAGCCCCCCGGCGCCUCCCUCCGCCGCCCCCGGCUGUAUGGUACGCGGAGCCAGGGCCCCUCUCCGCCGCGCCAGCGGGAGGAGCCGCGUCCUCAGCGUCGCCGCUGCCGAGAGGUGAUUCAUGGCAGGGGACGUGGAAGGGUUUAGCUCCUCCAUCCAUGACACCAGUGUCUCUGCAGGAUUCAGAGCACUGUAUGAGGAGGGAUUGCUUCUUGAUGUCACACUUGUCAUUGAAGACCACCAAUUUCAGGCCCAUAAAGCUCUCCUUGCCACCCAGAGUGAUUACUUCAGGAUUAUGUUCACAGCUGACAUGCGAGAACGAGAUCAGGACAAAAUCCAUUUGAAAGGUCUGACAGCUACAGGCUUCAGUCAUGUUCUCCAAUUCAUGUACUAUGGAACUAUUGAACUGAGUAUGAACACUGUUCAUGAAAUCCUUCAGGCUGCCAUGUAUGUCCAGCUUAUAGAGGUGGUAAAGUUUUGCUGCUCUUUUCUCUUAGCUAAAAUCUGCUUAGAAAACUGUGCAGAAAUUAUGAGACUUCUGGAUGAUUUUGGUGUAAACAUCGAAGGAGUCAGGGAAAAACUGGAUUCCUUUCUGCUAGAGAAUUUUGUGCCACUCAUGUCCAGACCUGACUUCCUUUCAUAUCUGAGCUUUGAGAAGCUCAUGUCUUACUUGGAUAAUGAUCAUCUGAGCAGGUUUCCAGAGAUAGAGCUGUAUGAAGCUGUUCAGGCCUGGCUGCGCCAUGAUAGAAGACGCUGGAGGCAUACGGACACCAUCAUUCAGAACAUCAGGUUUUGUUUGAUGACACCAUCCAGUGUUUUUGAGAAGGUAAAAACAUCAGAAUUUUAUCGAUACUCCCGGCAGCUGCGACAUGAGGUUGACCAAGCCAUGAAUUACUUUCAUAGCGUUCACCAACAGCCUUUGAUGGAAAUGAAAUCGAACAAAAUUCGUUCUGCCAAACCCCAGACUGCAGUAUUUAGAGGAAUGAUAGGACACAGUAUGGUAAACAGUAAAAUUCUUCUCUUGCACAAACCAAGGGUCUGGUGGGAACUAGAGGGUCCUCAAGUACCUUUACGACCAGACUGCCUUGCCAUUGUAAAUAACUUUGUGUUCUUACUAGGUGGGGAAGAACUGGGGCCAGAUGGUGAGUUUCAUGCUUCAUCCAAAGUGUUUAGAUAUGACCCAAGACAGAACACUUGGUUACGAAUGGCAGACAUGUCUGUCCCACGCUCUGAGUUUGCUGUUGGAGUUAUUGGGAGGUAUGUUUAUGCAGUGGCUGGGAGAACCAGGGAUGAAACGUUUUACUCCACUGAACGGUACGAUAUUACUGAAGAUAAAUGGGAAUUUGUGGAUCCUUAUCCAGUCAAUAAGUACGGACAUGAAGGGACUGUGCUUGGUAACAAGUUGUAUAUCACUGGUGGAAUUACAUCAUCUUCAACUUCUAAGCAAGUGUGUGUGUUUGAUCCCAGUAAAGAAGGGACAGUAGAGCAGCGAACAAGGAGAACUCAAGUGGUCACUAACUGUUGGGAGAACAAAUGCAAAAUGAACUAUGCAAGAUGCUUUCACAAAAUGAUUUCUUAUAAUGGUAAGCUUUAUGUCUUUGGUGGUGUCUGUGUGAUCCUGAGGGCCUCCUUUGAAUCUCAAGGAUGUCCUUCUACAGAGGUGUAUGACCCUGAUACGGAUCAAUGGACUAUAUUGGCUUCUAUGCCAAUUGGUAGGAGCGGUCAUGGUGUAGCUGUUUUGGACAAACAGAUAAUGGUUCUUGGAGGCCUUUGUUACAACGGUCAUUACAGUGAUUCAAUUCUCACCUUUGAUCCAGAGGAAAACAAAUGGAAAGAAGAUGAAUAUCCAAGGAUGCCGUGCAAGCUGGAUGGCUUACAAGUCUGCAGCCUGCACUUCCCUGAGUAUGUUUUGGAGCAUGUUAGACGCUGCAGCUAAAACUGAGUGAACAACCCGGUGAAAGACAAAAAGCUAUACCUAAUUUGUUAAAAAAAUACAAACCAAUUAAAUUCCUUCAGAGACAUUUUCCUUGUGUGCAAGAACAAAUGCUAAAUGCUCAAGAGAAACAGGAUGUACAGGGAGUGUACUUACCAAGUUUAUUAGAAAAGCCAAUAGUUAGUCUGACCUUGUAAAAGCUUUGUUGUUUUGGUUUUUUUUUAACAUAACUGUAAGUACAAAAAAAAUAAAUUUUUGAGUGUG
Molecule: messenger RNA, 2379 nt
Organism: Pipra filicauda (Wire-tailed manakin)
Lineage: Eukaryota; Metazoa; Chordata; Aves; Passeriformes; Pipridae
Gene: KLHL15
Product: kelch like family member 15
Exons: 3
Coding region: 304-2118 (604 amino acids)
Biological process (GO): protein ubiquitination; nuclear protein quality control by the ubiquitin-proteasome system
Cellular component (GO): nucleus; Cul3-RING ubiquitin ligase complex
Molecular function (GO): protein binding
Source: RefSeq, a predicted model, not a curated record